Molecule: messenger RNA, 2028 nt
Organism: Syngnathus acus (greater pipefish)
Lineage: Eukaryota; Metazoa; Chordata; Actinopteri; Syngnathiformes; Syngnathidae
Gene: pes1
Product: pescadillo
Exons: 15
Coding region: 119-1837 (572 amino acids)
Biological process (GO): ribosome biogenesis; maturation of LSU-rRNA from tricistronic rRNA transcript (SSU-rRNA, 5.8S rRNA, LSU-rRNA)
Cellular component (GO): nucleolus; PeBoW complex
Molecular function (GO): RNA binding
Source: RefSeq, a predicted model, not a curated record
GUCAAAUUGCACGUGCAUAGCUUGCAUGUUGCGGUGGUUUGUGUUGUAAUCACCUUCGUAGACUGCUUUUAGCGAUAAAAAUACUUUUCAAUCCGUUCAACUCAAACGUUGUUUGUAAAUGGGAGGCACACAAAAAAAGAAGUAUGAGAGUGGCGCUGCCACAAACUAUAUCACCAGAAACAGAGCCCGCAAGAAAUUACAACUCAGCCUUCCCGAUUUCAGACGAUUAUGCAUUCUUAAAGGCAUUUACCCUCAUGAACCCAAGCACAAGAAGAAAGUGAACAAGGGCUCCACUGCCCCGAGAACCUUUUACCUUCUCAAAGACAUUCGCUUUCUUUUGCACGAGCCAAUUGUUGGCAAAUUCAGAGAGUACAAGAUAUUCGUUCGCAAGCUUAGGAAAGCUUAUGCAAAAACAGAAUAUUCUGCAGUGGAAAGGCUCAAGGAUAACAAGCCAGCAUAUAAAUUGGACCACAUUGUCAAAGAAAGGUAUCCCACAUUCAUUGAUGCUCUCCGGGAUAUUGAAGAUGCACUUUGUAUGUGCUUCCUUUUCUCCACAUUUGCUCGGACAGGGAAAUGUCACGUGCAAACCAUACAGCUGUGUCGGCGCCUCACUGUGGAGUGGAUGAACUUUGCGAUAACCUCCCGUGCCCUCAGAAAGGUUUUCAUCUCUAUCAAGGGAAUAUAUUACCAGGUUGAGGUGAUGGGGCAGCUAAUUACAUGGCUGGUGCCGUAUCAAUUCGCCCAUGAUCAUCCUACUGAUGUUGACUACAGAGUCAUGGCAACUUUCACAGAGUUCUACACAACUCUCUUGGGCUUCAUCAACUUCCGGCUCUACCAUUCUCUCAAUCUGGUUUACCCACCAAAGCUGGACAGUAAAUCAGAGCAGGAGCUAAAGGACACAAAUGAGGAUGACUAUGCCUUGGAUUCAGAAAGCUACUUAGAGAAACUCUCCGCCUUGAGUUCGAGUCUGGCCCGGGUAGUUUCUUCUGCAGAGGAAGAAGAAGCGCAAGUGGACCACUUUCCUGUUGAUGGGGAAGACAUGGAAAAGUUGGAAGAAAGAGAAAGGGAGCACAAGCAGCUGGAAGCCCAUAAGAAAAUCUUUGAGGGAUUCAAGUUUUUCCUCAACAGGGAAGUCCCCAGAGAGUCUCUGGCUUUUGUCAUCAGGUGCUUUGGUGGCGAGGUGUCCUGGGACAGGACCGUCUGCAUCGGGAGCACGUACGAUGAGACAGAUGAGACCAUCACACAUCACAUUGUUGACAGACCCAGUGUUGGCACGCAAUACAUCAACAGGUACUAUAUCCAGCCACAGUGGGUGUACGACUCUGUCAAUGCCAAAAUAGUGCUUCCUGUGGAGGACUACUUCAUGGGAGUCGCUCUUCCGCCUCACUUGUCUCCAUUUGUGGAGGAGAAGGAGGGAGACUAUGUUCCUCCAGAGAAAUUGAAGAUGAUGGCGUUGCAAAGGGGCGAGAAGCCGGCCCAGCAAAAUGAUGAAGAGGAAGAGAGUGAAGAGGAGGACGAGGAGGGUGAAGAAGAUGAGGAGGAAGAAGACAAGGUCCAAGAGAAUAAACUCAAGAAGAUGGAGCAGCAAAGAUCCCAUCCCAGGGUCAAAGUAACUGCCGGGAAGUUGAAAGUGGAUAAUCGAGCUCAGCGGGAGCAGCAGGAGGAAGCUGAGGAGAAGCGACUGGCCAUCAUGAUGAUGAAGAAAAAGGACAAGCACCUCUACGACAAAAUCAUAUUUGGAAAAAAGAGAAAAGUCCGAGAGGCAAACAAGCUCGCUGCAAAGAGGAAAGCUCACGAUGACAUUGAAAAGGCAAAGAAGAAAAAGGCCCGAAAAUGACUUGUGAUAAAUCAACCUUUGUAGCAUAAUUAUAACCGGUAUGUAAUUCUUGAUGUAGAAGUGACCGUUUAUCAUUUUGUUCCAGUCUUCAACACACACUUUUCAUCGACACUCUUUUAACUUGUGGACUGUAUUAGCAAAGUAUUUCUUACGACCAUGCAACAAUGAUUCAAUUAAAAUGGAAUAUUCUA